ACCAUGGAUAAUCCCCUGUCAAGUAUAGAAACCGAGUACAUCAAGAACCUUCAGCAACAGGUCUACUACUUGGAACAGGAAGCCAAUUUCCUUCGAGAGCAGGCUAGCAAAGCCAGUGAUCUGCAGCCCAAAAUUGCAUUGCAGACUGAGCAUAUUAUUCAGAAACUGCAGGAACUACAGGCUGAAGCGGAUGGUUUUCAUCUCGACCUGAAAAGAAAGACUGCCCAUUUAGGCUUGCUGCAGAGUGAAAGAGAACAAAUAAAUAACAAAAUAACAGCCAUGGAGGAAAUGUAUGCUAAGGAGAAACAAUCACUGUUAGAAGAAACUGUAACUCUGAAGAAGUUAAAGGAGCAUGCUGAUAGAGAUUUCUCUCAGAAAGAACUAGAACUUCUCCACAGCAAGCAGGAAUUGGAAAGGCAACUUACAGCUCUUAGAAGCCAUGACUACAAAAUUAAUUUGCUCCAAUCACAGCUGGAGCAGAGGACCGAGCAGCAGAAAACAGUACAGGAGCACCUGGCAAAGAAGAGGCUUGACAUCCUAAAGGUAUAUUCUGCUGUGCAUGAGCUGGAGGAGAAAAUUUAUUCAAACACUGCUACAAUGCAAGACAAGAUAACUCGAGAACUUAGGGGUGAGAUCUGCCUUCUUCACCAGCAGUUGCGUGAAAAGGAUUUACUGGCAGAACAAGAUAUUUGUCUCAGAAGGAAGAUGUCUGAAGAUUGCACUGUAUUGACAAAAGAGAAUGCUGGGCUUUCCUCACAAGUACUGGAACUAAAGAAGCAGCUGGACAGUAAAAGACUGCUUAAAGAAGGGAGCAACAGUCUUCACUCUUCCAGCAUUGCACAGUUGUUUUCAGUAAAGGACCACGAAAAGCAACUGCAUUAUGAAAUUAAAAAAUAUCAAGAACUCUUGGAACAGGAAAAAUGUAAAUUCAAGGACAUCAUGGGAAAGAUUAAUGCCCUUGAGAGUGAAGCAUUAUCAAAAGACCUACACAGUGCCACAAAUCGCAGUAGAAUCAAGGAGAUGGAGGCUCUGGUGUUCAAGGAGGAACAGAUUAAGGUGCAGUUGCAACGAGACAAAUCUCUGUUGGUGGAUUUGAUUAGUGAUUUGCAAAAGAAGCUUGAUGUAAAACACAGUCACUUUACUCAUAUCACCUCUAAGAUCGACCAGCUUGACCACGCUAUAUCAGCACUUAAAUCCAGGCAUUCCCUGCAUCAAUCUAUCCCUUCAGAUAAAUGGCAGGAGCACUUGAACGCAACCAGCUCCUUGAAGAAAACUGAGUCGAUGGGCGCAUACUCCUUGGAGAAGGACUAACUGUAGAGCAGAAUGUCAGUGGCACAGUGCUAAGCAUAGCAGAUACACGCAGAAUGCAUUAUCUUAAAAACACAGUAGUACUCAAUCAGUUUUAUAAGUAAAACGCAUGAUCUGAAUUAGAUAAACUGCAACCUAACAAGAAGUAUUUAUUGUAUAGCAGAUGAAAAUGAAGUUUUAAGUGCUGUAGUGCUGUAUGAAAGCAGGACAGCUGUUAAUAAUCACACAUAAUAUAGUCAAAUGGACACCAGAACAUUUUCUCCAAUAGAUCUGCUACUGGCAAAUUCUUUUCCUUAAAAACUGAACUACUGAGCAUACAUUUGGCAAAAGUGAGUCAUAUAAUAUACAUAUUCUUCUUUCAAUUCUGGUUUAGAACCCUCGCCUAUUAGACAGUUUAGAGGACAUUGCUUUAUAAACCAACUCUAGCAUUAUGUGCUAUGAAGACUCUAUGUAAGUGUAUUUGAGAUCAUGCCCAUGUUAUGGCUGAAAAUGGUCCCUUAAAUCAGUUCAGCUGCCUGACUGUUAAAUAAAACAUAGAUUUGUGUUUAUUUUCAAAUGACUAGUGCUGCUUUAGCCAUGACAAAGUAAAUACUGUAAUCCACAUGUGCAAUCUAGAAUAAGUCUACUUCCUGCCUAGGUAUUAGAUUUGUUGUACAUGUUCAUCUGUGACUGCUGCUGACUUUGUCUUUUGUUGUGGAACAACAUUAAAGGAAUACCAUUUGUUUUAUAUACUUGUCAUUCCACUACAAUUAGCUGACAUGAGUAGAGGUAAUUGCAGUGGAUCUCCUAUACAUCAUGAAUACUAUGCUUAUUGUUGCUAUAUAACUGUAUAACUGUACUGUUCUAAAUGCAAAGAAACUACAUGUAUCUUUCACUAGGCAGAAGCGUAAGCUGAUAAGCCUUACAGCAGUUUAAAACAAAAGCUACACAUUAAACCUUAAUCCAUAUUUUUUAA
Messenger RNA from Protopterus annectens (West African lungfish), 2263 nucleotides. RefSeq names its product cytadherence high molecular weight protein 2-like. Bases 4 to 1311 code for a protein of 435 amino acids. Lineage: Eukaryota; Metazoa; Chordata; Ceratodontiformes; Protopteridae. The transcript is spliced from 9 exons. The record is from RefSeq and is a predicted model, not a curated record.